AGUCAAUCUGAAAGUCUGAAGUCUUCUUCAACUCAUUGUAUUAAACUUUGUCAGCCAUAAUGAUACAAUUUAUUUAUGCUGGACGAGCUUAUAAACGUUUAAUAUAUUUUGCGUUCUUGUGGACUUGUGUUUGUUUUCUAGUUUUUCGUUUAGCAACAAAUCCCCGUGAUAAAAGUUAUGAUUAUUUAGGUUUAAAUAGUGGUCCAUUAUUAACUAACCCUGGUGGUCAGAGGGGUCUUCUCCAAAACAACCCAUUGGACUACGUUACUGGAUUUGUUUCCUAUCACAGUGCAACAACAUCAAAAUCAUCAAAAGUGUCAAAUGGAUUUAAUAACUUUCAACAAGUUGAUUCAUCGGAUCAAAAUUUUGUGUCCCAACAACCAAAAGUUCAAGUUGAUACUUCACCUACACUCAACGAACAAGAGAUUCUCCUUCAACUAGCAAAUGUUUCCAACUUGCCAUUAGCUUAUUGGAAUAAGAUUAGAAAAAGACCCAAAAAUAGUAAGUCCAAUGUUUUGGGAGGAGGUGAAACAUGUCGAGUUGAAUUUCCAAGUCUAUUUGAACUUGAUUACAACAACAUUUACUGGCAAAAAGCCGAAACAUCCAAUGGCUCCUUUUACCUUUACGGAGCCUAUUACGAUGACCGUUGGAGAGGUGGCCCCUUACCUUCUGUCCGUAUCUUAGCCAUGAUUGACCGUGUCAAACCACCUCCGACUUAUUGUCUUCUCUGGUUUGACAGCAUUGCCGGACCCAUUGUCAGUCAAGCCACUUAUACCUAUGGAUGGUACUCUAAAUGGGGCAACUACAAAGAUGGUUUACUCCAACCGUAUGUAAUUAAUUGUAAAGUACCACGGAUAAAAGGUUUUCCCAAGAAAACUACACCCGCACCUGACUCUAUUUCCCUGGUUGAAUCAAAGUGUCAAAAACCUAGAAAUAAUCUUCGCGUCUUCAACAAUCGACCCGAAGUUAAACAAGAUUUUGCCGUUUGCGUUAAAGGUCUCGACUUUUUACAUGAAGAUCUCAGUGUACGUUUAAUCGAAUGGAUUGAGCUGUUGAAAAUUCUCGGAGCGAAAAAGAUUUUCCUUUAUGAAAUGGAAAUCCAUUCAAACAUAUCCAAAGUUUUACAUUACUAUCAAAACCAAGGGAUCGUUGAAUUAACACCCAUUACUUUACCCGGAGAUCAACCCAAUUUACCCGGUUUCAGACAUCUUUACCUUAAAAACAAGUUGACUGCUAAACGACAAAACGAAUUGAUUCCUUAUAAUGAUUGUCUCUAUCGCAAUCUCUAUUCCUAUUCAUAUCUAGCAUUGUUGGACAUAGAUGAAGUUAUUAUGCCCAUUCAACACAACAAUUGGUCAGAGUUGAUGGGCGUUGUUGAACGUGAAUCACUAAAAGAGAAAAAUUAUUCCAGAGCCAGUUAUAAUGUUCGUAAUGCCUAUUUUCUUGACGACCUUGGUGUUGGUGAACAACAGAUGAAACAUACUGGCCAUGAGCCAGGAAUACCUACCUAUCUUCACAUGCUUCAACAUGUUUACCGAUCUCGUAAUUACACUAAACCUGGACAGUAUGUUAAGUGUUUCCAUAAUACCGAGAGAGUGGUCUCUCUUCAUAAUCAUUUUCCCCUCAAUUGUUUUGGUUCCUGUACAACCUAUUCCAUAAACACUACCCUUGCUCACCUUCAACAUUACCGUAAAGAUUGUGUGGGUCCCUUGAAAAACUCAUGUAAAACCGAUUUCAGGAUUUACACAACUCGAGAUACAACAAUAUGGAAAUACAAAGAUGAGUUAAUUGCCAAUUCAAAUGCAGCUUUAAGUCAACUUGGUUUCUUCGAGUCACCAUCGAAUGAGCAUCAAGCAACACUACAAACUCAGCAAAAGCCACCAACUAUACUUCCACAAUCUGCCUUAUCAUCAUCAUCAUCAUCCUCAUCUUCAUCCUCAUUGUCAUCUUCAUCGUUAUCCUCAUCUCCUCUUGGCUCAAUAUGGUCAUCAGCCUCUUUGGGAUCCUAAUUUUUUAACACCUUUUAAUCGUUUAACUUUUAAUUUUUACACUCUUUAAUGCUUAAACUAAAUUACUUCAAGUAAAUAGCACCAGCAAACAAAAAAAGAAAUGUUCCAAUUGAAAUUGGAGAAAAUUUCUCUUGUUUUUUUUCUUCUCAAUCAAUUCUAUCAUCAAAGGCAUCUCAAUGCUUACCCAAUGCACAUCAACGAUGUAAAAUUUUUAUUAUAAAUAAUUAUACAAAAUAAUUGAAAGAAAGAGGAAACAAGAGCAAAGGAUUUAUCAGACAAGGUUGACGUUUUUCACAUAACAUUGGGUGAGUUUCAGUGCAAAGCUACUCAACUCGUCUUCAUUUAUCCUCUACUUUUCUUUUCUCUUCCAUAUUUUUCUUCCUCUAUCACUCUAUUCCUUAACUUGUUCCCAUUCUUUUGUGCUCAUCGCCCCUCAUCUAAACAUGUAAACUAAACUUUCAUUUUUCAUAAUUUAUGUUCAUCCAUUGCCCCUUCCUUCAUCUGUCCCCUCUUCAUCCCUAUCUUUUACCUCCGUGUAUUUAUCAACACAAAAUGAAAAAAAAGAAGGCUGUGAUUACUAGAUCUUUUUUUAAUAAUAAAACUUGAAAUGUUAAUUUUAUUGAAAUUCAAA
Molecule: messenger RNA, 2640 nt
Organism: Tetranychus urticae (two-spotted spider mite)
Lineage: Eukaryota; Metazoa; Arthropoda; Arachnida; Trombidiformes; Tetranychidae
Cellular component (GO): cytoplasm
Molecular function (GO): glycosyltransferase activity
Source: RefSeq, a predicted model, not a curated record